GAAGCAAGCAAAGAAGACUGGCCGAUCCUCCAAAUUCGUUUCGAAAAUGAUUGUACGAAGGUGCUGGCCUGCUUAUCGAGAACACAAGUUAAUAUUCUGAAUUAAAUUUAAAACAUGUGCUUAAAGAAUAUGAAUACACAUAUGCAACACAUCUGUUGUCUAUAGAUACAAAAUUACUUUGCAUACUUACUUUGACAGUUUCUUUGUUAUCUAGGUUGAUUACUAAAAUGACCACACUUAUGAUUUAACAAAAAUGUAACAAAAACACAAAUUUCUCUAUCCGACAGACUCAGAUAUGUUAAGAAAUUGUCCCUUUUGCCUUGUUAACCGGAUACUAUUUGACUGUUUCAUGGUACAUGUGAACUUGUUUUUGAAACAAUAUUCUUGUUUGGCACACUAAAACCAAGACUUUCAAUGAAGCAUGUUUGUCUGUUGACCUUUUCAGUCAUUGAUAGUUUAAGCUUACAAACUCUUUGAUGAUCAAAUUUAAGAAAAUUUCUAUUUGGUUGUUUGUUGAGGUUUAUAUUUGUUUGCUUUUAUUGAACUCCCGAGAUAUGGAUACAACACCACAUAUAGGCUCACAAUGUUGAAAGCUCGUGGCUAAAAAAACUGUUUUAUUCUAGGUGUUGUAAUAGAUGCCAACAUGAAUAUCAAUGUAAAGACAGAACCACAAACUGUCAGUGACGACUGGUUUGCUUACCAAACUGAUGCUGGAGUCACUUUCUUUUACUACAACUGUAGAACUGAAGAACACAUGAAUGUCUGUACUUCUCCAAGCUUUCAAAUGAAAAGGUUCAACAAAGGUCGAAGUAUGCCAGAAUUGAAAUGCACAGAAAGCCAAAGUGAUGAAUAUAUUUUACCAAAUUUCACCAAAAGUCUGGUUUCUGAAUCUGUGAAAACAGAAGACAUUGAAAUUGAUGAAAAUGAAGAACUUGUGUCCAUCUCAUCUCAUGCAUCCAACAAGCUUCACUCUACUACACUAACAAGAGACACAGAGCUGGAUGAACAUAACGACAACAACCAUUACAUAGAACGUGAUGAUAGUAAUAGUGAUAGUGAAAGUGAUAGUGACAUACAGCAACCAAGCAACAUUGAGGCCAAUGAAGACACUCUUCAGGCGAAUCAUGACCAAGAUGACCAAGAUAUUUCUGAAAAUGAAAAGGAUUACUUUUCUCCUGAGAAUCAGCAUCAUCCUUCGCAAGAUGACAAGCUGUUCAUAUGUUUGAAGUGUAACUUGGGGUUCAAGUGUGAGAGGCACUUGGAGAAUYAUGAAAASAUAAUACACAAUGGWACAAAACSUUUUAAAUGUGACUCUUGUGAUAAAGUGUUUGCCCAUAAGAACAGUUUAAAGAUUCACAAAGAAGCACACAAGAAUAAAGUAAGCAGCAAUCUAGAGRGAAGUGGUGUACUGCAUCAURCAAAGAAACAACAGACAGAAGUAGACAGCGAAAAUCCAAUAUAUUUUUCCUUGCUAGGUUGUCAAAAUCGCUUCCUGCACAAAAUGGAGACUAACUGGAUACAAUACAAAUGUAAAUCAGGACAUACUUUAUUAGUUUAUGACAAGAGGACAGGACAAUUUAAGUGGCCUUCUAUGUAUCCAUCAGGAGAAAAUAGUACAACUGUAAUUUUGGGUGAGCCAGUUAUCUCUAAAGAAUUGUGUACUACUGCAACACAGACUGAUGAUGUUGGCUGUAUAAAUGGCUGUACAUCCAUGUACAUCAGUACAAGUCAUAUCGUGAACAACAAAGAAACAUCAUCACGAGAAAUACCAGCUGUUGUAGAUGAAGUUGCAGAUAACCUAGAUAUUGAAUUGGGUGUUGGUAAUGGACUGGAUGAUGAUGGAAAUGAAGUUGGUGAAGAUCUUGAAGUUGAAUGUGACCUAGGUAACGGAUCAGAUGAUGGAGAGAUAGUAGAGAAAAGUGCAGACAUGGAUACAAUGACAAGAAGUCACAUGGAAAAUGAUGGAAACAGAUUCAACAAAGAUAGUAUUGAAGCAGUAAGACACAUUCAAACCUUCCACAAUUAUACUAUUCCUACACAUACAGAUGAUACUGAUGAUAUUAAGGCAGCAUCUGAAUGUUCUUAUGAGGAAAGUGAUGGUGACAGUGAAAAAGAUAAUUUAAAUGAAACAAUACAGGUAAAUCACUCUUUUCAAGAACAGUUAAAGGAGCAUGGAAUGAAAUUGUUUAAGUGCGGUAGUUGUGAGGAUACAUUCAUAUGCAAUUAUCUACUGGAAAAUCAUGUUGCAAGGAUGCACACUCAAGAGAGGCCUUUUGAAUGCUCAUAUUGUAAAAAAACAUUUUUAUCCCAGAAAAAUUUAAAUGGACAUAUUCAAACCACUCACGUGCGUGUUGCAAUGCAAAAAGAAGAAAAGCUAUUAGAAUGCUGUUACUGCAAAAAGAAACUAAAAGGUAAAAAAAUAUUAACGGAACAUGUACGAACACACACAGGAGAGAAGCCAUUCCAAUGUUCUUACUGCCAAAAGAAAUUUGCAAGGAAGCAUGUUUUGAAAGAUCAUCUCAGAGUGCACACUGGAGAGAAGCCAUUUGAGUGCUUUCUUUGCAAAAAGAAAUACAGACACAAGAAAACUCUGAGAGAUCACUUAAAGGCCCACACUGGAGAGAGGACCUUUGAAUGUUCUUUUUGCAAAAAGAAAUUUGUACUAAAGAAAGGUUUGAAUGAACAUGUGAAAAGGCACAUCAGAAGAAGUGUUCAAGAAGUUGACGAGAAAGCAUAAUCAAAACAUUUAUCAUACCCUGGAUAACGUGUUCACACUAUAUCCAUGAAAGAUAACCUAAAUAGUUACUAACAAACAGUUUUUGCUUCAAUAACAAUAGCAAUACACAUGAGUUAAACCAUGUUUUUAUGUCUUAACAAUACAUGUAAUUAAAAAUGAAGGGCAUUGUUAA
Molecule: messenger RNA, 2909 nt
Organism: Exaiptasia diaphana
Lineage: Eukaryota; Metazoa; Cnidaria; Anthozoa; Actiniaria; Aiptasiidae
Product: gastrula zinc finger protein xFG20-1
Exons: 4
Coding region: 644-2737 (697 amino acids)
Cellular component (GO): nucleus
Source: RefSeq, a predicted model, not a curated record